AUGGCGGCGGCGGCGGCGACGGCGGCAGCGUACAUGGCAACAUCCCUCUACCCGCAGCCCUCCGCGGCAAAUCUCAAACUACAAUUCCUUGGAAAACAGAUCCGGGAGAUUCAAGCUCCGGCCGCGAUUCUGGAUGUAGCGGUCAUACGUCGCAACUGCCGCCUGAUGCUGGAGAGCUGCGAGAAACUGGGAGUGGGUUUCCGGACGCAUGUGAAGACGCAUAAAGUAAGCAAAGCAAAGCAGAAGAGAUCGGGGAGAUGUUUGUUUCAGAGUGGAUGAGGGGAUGGAUGAAAGAAUAUGUAAUGAUGGCUGACUUGAUUGGUUGGUAGACUACGGAACUCACGGAGUUACAAGUCGGGAAAGGUUCGAAAACCGUGAACUUGGUGGCAUCCACGGUAUCCGAGAUUGAGAAUUUGGUCCCUUGGUUGCUGGAGUGUAAAUCGCAAGGGAAAGGGAUAAACAUUCUCUACGGAUUGCCCGUUUCUCCUUCUGCGAUUCUGCGUCUGGCUGCCAUUGCUCGCGUUCUGGGGCAAGGAUCUGUGGGUCUCUUUGUAGACCAUGUGACGCAUAUUCGGCUCUUGGAGAAUAUCGAUGAUACUGUCUGGCCGGGACGGAUUCCUGUGUGGGUGCAAGUGGAUGUUGGAUACCAUCGAGAGGGAGUUGCAUCGGAUUCCCGUCAGCUGGCGGAGAUUGCCGAGGCGCUGAGCGGAUCGCGAAAAACUGUGCUCGGAGGCAUGUACACGCAUAUGGGUCAUAGCUAUGGCGUGUCUAGUCCGGAAGAGGCGGUGAAGUUUAUGUCGGAGGAACUGAGCGGUUUACGAGAGGGUGCAGUCAACUUCUUGAAAGCAGCUGGCGCAGGAGGCUCUUCUUCGAAGAAAGUGGUGCUGUCUCUCGGUGCUACGCCGACCGCCACUUCGAUUCAGAACUUGCUGCACGAGACAGAGAGUGGGAAGGAGUACCGUGAUAUGCUCGACAAAUGCAGGAAGUCUUUCACAGUGGAAGUCCAUGCUGGAGUCUAUCCUGUGAUGGACAUGCAGCAGCUCGCCACGCGUGCCAGGCCGGUGCAUGCUGCCAAUGCUCCAGACCAGAGCUUGCUAUCCUUCAAAGAUCUCGGACUGCGAAUUCUGACAGAAGUAGCAAGUGUCUAUCCAGAUCGCAAUGAGAAGCCGGAAGCCUUGAUCGCCGCUGGAUCUCUCGUAUUGGGUCGAGAGCCGUGCAAGAGCUAUCCGGGAUGGGGAGUUGUAUCACCAUGGCCAAUGAACAGUACUGAGUUCUAUGAUCCAGAAGGCUCAAAGACCGGCUGGAUAGUUGGCCGUGUUUCGCAGGAGCACGGCAACUUGACCUGGGAGGGCUCUCAAGAGAAUGUCCGGCAACUGCAAAUUGGAGAGAAGCUGCUGGUCUGGCCAAAUCAUGCUUGCAUAGCUGGGGCGCACUUCGGCUGGUAUCUCGUCGUUGACUCAGAAAAACUAGAUCCAGAAAGGGUCGAGGAUGUCUGGGUGCGCUGGCGUGGUUGGUGA
Messenger RNA from Lecanosticta acicola, 1517 nucleotides. The record is from the annotation of a GenBank genome assembly. Lineage: Eukaryota; Fungi; Ascomycota; Dothideomycetes; Mycosphaerellales; Mycosphaerellaceae.